Messenger RNA from Acanthosepion pharaonis, 882 nucleotides. The record is from the annotation of a GenBank genome assembly. NCBI's taxonomy places the organism in Eukaryota, Metazoa, Mollusca, Cephalopoda, Sepiida, Sepiidae.
AUGUUAAAUAUGAAAAUCCAGGUCUUGUGCAGUUCAUUAGACAGACGUAGGAAAAUUCUGAUAUUUUUUUUUUUUACUUUUUUCACUUUUUUUUUUUAUCUAUCUAUCUAUCUAUCUAUCUAUCUAUCGCAUUAUAUUCAUAUCUAUUUAUCUCAUUCUAUACAUAUAUAUUUAUCUCAUUCUCUUUCUAUCUUUUUCAUUCUAUUCAUAUUUAUCUAUCUAUCUCAUUUUCUUCAUAUCUAUCUCAUUCUAUUCAUAUCUAUCUAUCUAUCUAUCUCAUUCUAUUCAUAUCUAUUUAUCUCAUUCUCUAUCUAUCUGUAUCAUUCUAUUCAUAUCUAUCUAAUCCUCGAUCUGAUUUUGUUUAUACCUGUCUAUCUAUCUCGGUCUGUUCAUAUCUGUAUAUCUAUCUAUCUCAGUCUGUUCAUAUCUAUCUAUCUCAGUCUGUUCAUAGCUAUCUAUCUAUCCCAGUCUGUUCAUAUCUAUCUAUCUCAGUCUGUUCAUAGCUAUCUAUCUAUCCCACUAUCUAUCUAUCCCAGUCUGUUCAUAUCUAUCUAUCUAUCCCAGUCUGUUCAUAUCUAUCUAUCUAUCUAUCUAUCUAUCUAUCUAUCUAUCUAUCUAUCUAAGUCUGUUCAUAACUAUCUAUCUAUCUAUCUCAGUCUGUUCAUAGCUAUCUAUCUAUCCCAGUCUGUUCAUAUCUAUCUAUCUAUCCCAGUCUGUUCAUAUCUAUCUAUCUAUCUAUCUAUCUAUCUAUCUAUCUAUCUAUCUAUCUAUCUAAUCCGUUCAUAUUUAUCUAUCUAUCUAUCUAUCUAUCUAUCAGUUUCAGCAUCGUUCCCUAUUCAUAUUCUGACAUCAUCAAUAUUACUGCCCACCUGUCUCCAUUGA